This is a messenger RNA of Gastrolobium bilobum, 468 nucleotides long. RefSeq lists its product as uncharacterized. The record is from RefSeq and is a predicted model, not a curated record. Lineage: Eukaryota; Viridiplantae; Streptophyta; Magnoliopsida; Fabales; Fabaceae. Bases 1 to 468 code for a protein of 155 amino acids. The transcript has 2 exons.
AUGCAGAUUGAACUCAAUGCUUUAGAACAUAACAAAACAUGGUCUCUUGUUGAGUUAUCUCCCACUAAACAACCCAUAGGUUGUAAGUGGGUCUACAAAAUUAAGUAUCACUCAAAUGGCACAAUUGAGCGAUAUAAGGCGAGGCUUGUGGCCAAGGGAUUCACGCAGCAAGAGGGGGUUGAUUACUUUGACAUGUUCUCCCCUGUUGCAAAGCUUAACUCAGUUAGAACACUCCUAGAUGUUGCUGCAGUAAAAGGAUGGCAACUUACUCAACUUGACGUAAAUAAUCCAUUCCUCCGUCCUAUUGCGGCAAAUGCUUGUCAAAAGGCGUUUGUAACUAAUCGUGUGGGGGAUUUUGUGUCAGUGUCGGCCCAGCAGAGUGCUUUCGCCGUUGGUGUUCUUUCCGAUCUCUACGCAUUUCACCGCUCCACCGGAAAUUCCCUCUGCCCCUACCGUACUCCAGCUUGA